AUGAGAUACGUCCCCAGUGCGCAAGAUGCAAGACGCGGCUUUGGGCCUAUCAAGGAGCGGUCGAGUUGGACACCAAAGGCUAUUACUCCAAAAGUGUCCAAUGACGACGUUGAUCUUUCGUCUGGUACCGAUACUAUAGCUACUCAACAGUCACCAGGAGAGAUGAUUUCGACAGAUACAUCAAAUGAUGUCUUGCAGCUACCAGACAACAUGAAUACACACGCGAUAUUUGCUCUGCCAGAUACAGACGUGGAAGAUGAUUCAGUCAUCCAGAGCCUUCCAGAUUUACCAUCAGAAGGUAUCGAUUCACUCAUUUUGCCCGAGUUUGAUGAAGAGGUCUCUUUCAAUACUACGCAGCUCAUCCUCUUCCCAACUCCAUCUUUCAACCUUCUCUCCAUCUUCCCGUCAUUUUCCUUUACAAACCCAGCCGAGCCAGCACCAUCCAUCGGCAGCGACGAUGUACAAGCUAUGACAUUCCACUCCACCGUCCUUGCGCCCAUGAAGUCCACUCGCAAAGCGGCACUAUCAUCACACUCCAUCUUUCUCAACUUUGCCGUCCAAAAUCCCAUGGCGCUACAUUUUCUCCUUGCCUUUUCACACAGCGAAUUGGCUAUCCAUCACGGCUUCAGUGACAGGCCACCUCUCGAGUCGCAUCUUCACUUUCAACACGGAUCGCAGCUACUCAACCAGGCGCUUGUGGACUUGACACCAACUGACCACAUCGCCAUGAUGCUUUCGUUCUUGUAUCUAUACAUGUUCUGGAUGAGAAGAGAUCCAUUUGAUGUUCCGAAACUACGCGAGCUGAGCAGCUCCAUUUUGGCUUAUGUUACAACCUUCUCACUCGACGAGAUGUGUGCCAAUUCAACAAAUAGUGGUGGCACGUCAGAACCUGUGACAUUGUCACGAAUAUUGACGUACAUCUAUGACAGAGACGUGUUUUGUGGCUUCUUUGGCUGUGGAGAGAAGUUUGCAGGCUACGUUACCGAAAAGCAUGAUACGAGGCAACGGAUAUGGCAGUUGUCGCGAAUGCCAAUCUUAUCAGAGGAACAGACGGGGGCAUGGCUUAGACCUGAACUACCGGGAACGAGUAUAAGGAAAACUGUGGAUGUUUAUUUUAGUUUAAUCACUGUUCAGUAUGAGAUCAAUCAGUAUAGCCAAGGUAGUGAUCCAGAAUCAUUGGGUAAAAGCUUGGAGAUAAAAAGAAAAUUGGACAAGAUAAAAGAGGAGCACAGCUUUCUCUUUGCGACAUCCAGACCAUAUCCCGGGCAAUCUACAAAACCACCUUUGAUGGCCCUUGUAACAGUCACCAUCUUUUACGCCCUACAGAUCUAUCUCCAUCGCAGUCGUAAUACCGUAUUUGGACAAACGCCAGUACCGCAAGAUAUAGACACAGCUUUGAAGGAGUUGGUGGCUGCAGCAUAUCAGACUAUCGCUACUGGACCAGUGCAAUUACUCGAGAGAUUCCAAUGGGCACUUCUGAUUGCGGGAAUGGAAACACAUGACCCUGUGCACCGAGAUUGGAUUUCGGCGAAUAUUUCAGACCCCGUUAUCAAGAGUGUCUUGAAUAUUGUGUUGUCGGCUAAGGGACGGUCGGAUGAGGGCGUCUCGAUGGAGGCGGUUAGAGACUUGAUGCACCAAGACACAAAGGAGCCCUCGCCUUCUUGCGAGAUGGACGAUAGAAAUGACGGGACUGUUGAUACCUUGUCUUUAGAAGACGAGAAGAAACUGGUUCGCAAGAUUGAUCUUCGUCUCAUGCCAUUGCUCAUCAUCAGCUAUGGUUUGCAGUACCUCGAUAAAACCAGUCUAGCAUACAGUGCUAUUCUAGGACUCAGAGAAGAUUUGGAACUUGUUGGGCAACAAUUCAGUUGGGCCUCCAGUGUCUUUUACAUCGGCUACCUCGUCGCUUCAUACCCCAUCUCCCUCGGAUUCGUCAAGUUCCCUCUUGGAAAAUAUCUUAGUGUUCUCAUGUUCAUCUGGGGUAUCGUCCUAACUCUUCACUCGGUCGCACACAACUUCGCUAGUCUUAUGGUCCUUCGAUUCUUCCUCGGUGUUUUCGAAAGUGCCAUCAGUCCCGGUUUCUCCCUCAUUACCGGCAUGUGGUACACUCCUAGCGAGCACGUUUCUCGACACUCUUUCUGGUUCGCUGGUAAUGCUUCGGCCAGCAUGGUAGGCGCUAUGAUUGCCUAUGGUAUUUUAGGGUACACUGGACCAGUUUCCCAGUGGAAGAUGCUCUUCCUCAUCUUUGGUCUCAUCACAAUCGCAUGGUCCAUUCUCACAUUCUUCAUGCUGCCCGACUCACCCUCAACUGCCAAGUUCCUGACCACUUCCGAAAGAGAAUUCGCUUCUCUUCGACCCAAGAAGUUCCAGCGAACAACACAGACCAAGAAAUGGGAUCGAGGUCAAUUUAUCGAGACUAUGAAGGACAUCAAGUCUUGGUGGUUCUUCAUCUUUUCCUUCGUUAUCUGUGUUCCUAACGGAGGAACCACUAGCUUCAGCACUAUUGUUAUCAAGAGCUUCGGCUACGACGAACACCAGACUAUUCUGAUGGGUCUUCCUGCAUCCGCCUUCCAACUCACCACUGUUAUCUUGGUAGCCGUCUUUACAACCUAUGUCCGCAAGUCGCGCCACAUAGCCCUCGUUUUGACAUACAUCAUGGCCAUCGCCGGUAUCCUCAUGAUCAAGUUCCUUCCAAACACCGAGAAACUUUCCCGUCUGGCAGGUUUCUGGCUCAUUAUGGCUGUCGCCCCGGCAUUCCCACUCAUGCUAUCGCUCUCAGCUAGUAACAUUGCCGGCUUCACCAAGAAGUCUACUGUCAUGGCCAUGAUAUUCCUUGGCUACUGUGCAGGAAACUUGGCCGGACCUCAAUUCUUCAUCAGUACCGAAGCGCCCAAUUAUCAUACGGCGUAUACGACCAUUUUGGCAUGCUUCGCAAUUACGAUUGCGCUUGUUGUCGGGAUUUACUUGUACUUGAACUUGGAGAAUCGUCGUCGAGACCAGGAGCAAGGAGUGAAGAGGGAUCCAGAGGAGUCUCGACGCGUGGAUCUUAGCGCUGAUGGCACACUUCUCCAAGUGGAUGAGACUGAUAUGGAGAACAGGAGCUUCAGAUAUAUCUUUAUUCAGAAACCUGCUAUAGUUCAAAGUUUAACGCGUCACGAAGAAGGACUUGACCACGGCUCCGUUGCGGAAACGCAAACUCUUAUGGUUGAUAUCAUUGAUGACUGGUGA
Molecule: messenger RNA, 3225 nt
Organism: Fusarium poae
Lineage: Eukaryota; Fungi; Ascomycota; Sordariomycetes; Hypocreales; Nectriaceae
Exons: 12
Coding region: 1-3225 (1074 amino acids)
Biological process (GO): dipeptide transport; tripeptide transport; allantoate transport
Cellular component (GO): plasma membrane
Molecular function (GO): allantoate transmembrane transporter activity; dipeptide transmembrane transporter activity
Source: RefSeq, a predicted model, not a curated record